AUGGUGCGCACAGCCACAACAGCAGUGAAGGUUGGGACCCCGGGCCCUGCUGGCAGAAGCAGUCCAGAGGGAUCUCAGGUGCUCAGUAAGAAGAAGCUGCAGGACCUGGUGAGAGAGAUCGAUCCGAAUGAGCAGCUGGAUGAGGAUGUUGAGGAGAUGCUGCUACAAAUUGCAGACGACUUUAUAGAGAGUGUAGUGACAGCAGCCUGUCAACUGGCUCGCCAUCGCAAGUCCAACACCCUGGAGGUGAAGGAUGUUCAAUUACAUCUCGAGCGCCAGUGGAACAUGUGGAUUCCUGGUUACGGCUCGGAUGAGAUCCGGCCGUUCAAGAAGGCUUGCACCACAGAGGCUCACAAACAGAGAAUGGCGCUGAUUCGCAAGACAACCAAAAAGUAGCAAGACUGGACGCCGAUGUGUUGUACCCACUCUGUGUGUUGUCGUCUUUUUGUUUUGUUCCUUUUCAGUUUGGUUUUUUUGGAGUAAUGAGGAAAAAAAGAUAUUGUUUGGGUGGCGUUUUUUAUUUAGUUUUUUAUUAGGCUUUAGAUAGUUUCAUUGUCAUGUCUCCCUAACUUUUGAGUGUUUUGCCAGCAUCAUCACACAAUGUAAUUCUUGUCUCUGAUUCUGUUUUGUUGCCAUUAAGCUAAGCCUGGCAGAAAUCAAGUCAUUGCAUUUUUGUCAAUAAAAAUUUACUGGAAUACUU
Molecule: messenger RNA, 700 nt
Organism: Cottoperca gobio
Lineage: Eukaryota; Metazoa; Chordata; Actinopteri; Perciformes; Bovichtidae
Gene: taf12
Product: TAF12 RNA polymerase II, TATA box binding protein (TBP)-associated factor
Exons: 6
Coding region: 1-396 (131 amino acids)
Biological process (GO): RNA polymerase II preinitiation complex assembly; DNA-templated transcription initiation
Cellular component (GO): transcription factor TFIID complex; SAGA complex
Molecular function (GO): TBP-class protein binding; DNA binding; protein heterodimerization activity
Source: RefSeq, a predicted model, not a curated record